CCAAAGAAUAAGGAAAACGCGAUUCGACCGAAAAACCUGAAGAAACACAGAUCUUCACGAAAUCUUUCUCUUGUGCCCGACUUCUACGAAUUCAAAUGACGAGCUUCAAGAAUCGAAGCCUCCUUUCCUUUGUCGUCACGCGUGCGCAGUCAAACCUCGUACAAUUAGCAAGUUAAUAGUAGUAUUUUGUCCAACUCAGGUUGUUUGAAUAAUUGCCUUCUCUGUUGCAGACAUUCUCGAGUUUGCAGCUUAAAGCUCCUAAAUUGACGCCAUAGCCAGUAUCUCUGAGCUAACUAGGAUGGAAUAUACUAAAAUACUUUAGCUUUUUCCUUGUGGGUUGCUUCUUGUUUUUUACCAAGGAUAAUGUAGUUUUUUGAAGACUAAGGAGAGAGAAAGAAACUGGGAUUUGGGUUGAUUGAGAAUGAGUGUUUCUUUGACUGUAAUGACCUUCAAUCUCCAUGAAGAUCAACCAGAAGGAAGCCCGAAUUCAUGGGAGAAGAGGAGGGAUUUGUGCAUCAGUGUCAUAACUAGUUACUCCCCUAUGAUUCUUUGUACUCAACGAGGGGUAAAAUCACAACUGGAUUAUCUUCAGCAGGGAUUGCCAGGUUAUGACCAAUUUGGAAUAUCAAGAAAAGGAGCUCAAGACACUUCAGAUGAACAUUGCUCAAUCUUCUAUGACAAGGAGAAGGUAGAGCUGCUAGAAGGUGGAACUUUUUGGUUGUCUGAGUCACCUUCAGUACCUGGGAGCAAAUCAUGGGGUUCUGUAGUUCCUUGUAUUGCCACAUGGGUGAUAUCCUUCUUUUUUAAACUUUACAAUUUUCAUCUCCUUUCUUGUUGAAUUCGAUGUUGUCAUUGUUAUGGAAGAGCGCUGUUGUGUGUUUGUUUUCUUGACAUGAUGCCCACACAUUCCAACUCAAAGGAGUCGAGCCACCUGGUUUUUCAUUUCAAGUAGUGAAUACUAAUAUGGAUGAAUUCAGUCCCCGUGCCCGUAGAAGAAGUGCUUUACUUACAUGGCAACACAUUGCAUCCUUGCCUCCUAGUUUGCCUGUUGUCUAUUGUGGGGGAUUCAAUACACAGAAAGAAUCAACUACAGGGCGUUUUCUUCUUGGAAGAUCAAGAGAACAUGGUGUGGUAGGAGAUAUGAGGGAUGCAUGGCCUAGUGCCCGAGUGAGGAGGAAUGCUUCCCUUAUAUGGACUUAUCAUGGAUUCAAAGGUGACAAGCAGGGAGCUCUUGAAUUCCUCAAGUUGAUCUUUAGAGCCUUCUGUCUUUGCUGGGAUCGCCAAACCCAAGAUCUACACGUAGACUGGAUUCUUUUCAGAGGUAGAUCUUUGAUACCUGUUCUCUCUGAAGUGGUGAAUGAUAAUGUCGAUGGGUCUUACCCUUCCUCCCACUAUCCCAUAUUUGCCGAGUUUCUACUUCCACGUACUGUGAGACCCCUUGAACCACCUACUCAUACACAAGAGGAAGAAUAGCAUCCAUUCUGUUCUUGAAGCAUAUACUACAUAUCUGUCAGAACACAUAUAGUUUCUUCAGUUGUGAAGUUUGCCCCCCACGUCUAGAGGAUGAGAAAUAAACAAAGUCAAAAAUUGAUUUCAUCUCAAGAACUCUGGGGUAUUUAAGUAUUUUCAACUGUCAUAUGAUCCAGACACUGAUCCAUAACAGGAGGAGGACUACAUGUCUGGGACUUAAUUCUUUUAGUUGUAGGAAUGCAUAUUUAUUCCACAUCGAUUUGUAUCAAGUUCAAAUGCUAGCCUUUCUUAAAUUUUGUUGCUACUGUCAAUAUGGCUAAUGUUAUAUACCAAUUUCCAUUGAAGUCUUU
Molecule: messenger RNA, 1820 nt
Organism: Rubroshorea leprosula
Lineage: Eukaryota; Viridiplantae; Streptophyta; Magnoliopsida; Malvales; Dipterocarpaceae
Source: the annotation of a GenBank genome assembly